This is a messenger RNA of Acanthosepion pharaonis, 1119 nucleotides long. The record is from the annotation of a GenBank genome assembly. NCBI's taxonomy places the organism in Eukaryota, Metazoa, Mollusca, Cephalopoda, Sepiida, Sepiidae.
AUGUACAAACACGUUUCGUUUAGACCAUUAAGUUCAUUUUCCUUUCACUUUUCUUAUGAAUUAUCUAAAGAAGGUAGAAGAAUAAAUCGGCUGAAACCCUGCGACACCGACCCGAAUAAGAAUGGGUUUAAUUGCAGAAUUAGUUUGUCUGUUCACAUCUAUCUAUCUAUCUAUCUAUCUAUCUCAGUCUGUUCACAUCUAUCUAUCUAUCUAUCUCAGUCUGUUCACAUCUAUCUAUCUAUCUAUCUCAGUCUGUUCACAUCUAUCUAUCUAUCUAUCUAUCUAUCUAUCUAUCUCAGUCUGUUCACAUCUAUCUAUCUAUCUAUCUCAGUCUGUUCACAUCUAUCUAUCUAUCUCAGUCUGUUCACAUCUAUCUAUCUAUCUCAGUCUGUUCACAUCUAUCUAUCUAUCUAUCUAUCUAUAUAUCUAUCUCAGUCUGUUCACAUUUAUCUAUCAAUCUAUCUAUCUAUCUUUCUCAUCUUUCACAUCUACCUAUCUAUCUAUCUAUCUCAGUCUUGUUCACAUCUACCUGAUCUAUCUAUCUAUCUCAGUCUGUUCACAUCUACCUAUCUAUCUAUCUAUCUAUCUCAGUCUGUUCACAUCUACCUAUCUAUCUAUCUAUCUCAGUCUGUUCACAUCUACCUAUCUAUCUAUCUAUCUAUCCUCAGUCUGUUCACAUUUAUCUAUCUAUCAAUCUAUCUAUCUCAGUCUGUCAAUCUAAUAUCUAUCUAUCUAUCUAUCUCAGUCUGUUCACAUCUACCUAUCUAUCUAUCUAUCUCAGUCUUGUUUUCAUCUUCUAUCUAUCUAUCUCAGUCUGUUCACAUCUAUCUAUCUAUCUAUCUAUCUAUCUCAGUCUGUUCACACUCAUCUAUCUAUCUAUCUCAGUCUGUUCAUCUAUCUAUCUAUCUCAGUCUGUUCAUCUAUCUAUUUAUCUAUCUUUCUCAAAAUGUACAUUCCUAUCUAUCUAUCUCAGUUACAUCUCUGUUUCUCUAUCUAUCUCAGUCUGUACAUAUCUAUCUAUCUAUCUAUCUCAGUCUGUACAUAUCUAUCUAUCUAUCUAUCUAUCUAUCUCUGUUCAUAUCUAUCUAUCUAAGUCUGUUCAUAUCUAUCUAUCUAUAG